UCAAAGAAGGAAGUUAGGAUUAUAUAUAUAUAUAGGGGCUCAUUUCUUGUAUGUAUCUGUUAAAUCUUCUCUUUGUCUCCGUUUUCUUAUCAGUAUCUGUCUAUAUUUAUUUAUAUAUAGAUCUGAAAUUUUCUUUUUGUCUGUUCUUAUUUUUUUUUCUUGUUCAUUUUUUUGUUUCUCUUAAGGCUUUGGUGAUGAUGAACGAAGACAUCUUACUUCAUCAGCAAGUACAACAACAAGAGGAGAAUAUGUCGAAUCUAACAUCAGCUUCUGGGGAUCAAGCAAGUGUCUCUUCGGGAAACAGAACUGAAGUAAGUGGUUCUAAUUACUUCCCUCAUCAUCAACAACAAGAAGAGCAACAACAGUUCAGUGUUCCUGAAUCUCAGCCUCAGAAGAAGAGGAGAAACCAACCAGGGAAUCCAGACCCGGAAUCAGAAGUGAUUGCUUUAUCACCAAAAACACUAAUGGCAACAAACAGAUUCGUGUGUGAGAUAUGCAACAAAGGAUUCCAAAGAGACCAGAAUCUACAGCUUCACAGGAGAGGUCACAAUCUACCAUGGAAGCUGAAACAACGAUCCAAUAAAGAAGUGAUAAGGAAGAAAGUGUAUGUUUGUCCAGGAGCAAGCUGUGUCCACCAUGACCCAUCUCGAGCUCUCGGUGACUUGACAGGAAUCAAGAAGCAUUUCUGUAGAAAGCAUGGAGAGAAGAAGUGGAAAUGUGACAAAUGUUCAAAGAAAUAUGCGAUUCAAUCAGAUUGCAAGGCUCAUUCUAAGACUUGUGGCACCAAAGAAUACAGAUGUGACUGUGGCACUCUCUUUUCUAGGAGGGAUAGUUUCAUAACUCAUAGAGCAUUUUGUGAAGCAUUGGCCGAAGAGACUGCAAGAGAAGUAGUAAUACCACAAAACCAGAAUCAUCAACCAAACCCUCGUAUGAUUCACCAAUCUUCUUCUUCUCAUCAUCAAGCACAACCAACCAUGAACGUCUCUUCCUCUUCCCAUAACAUCACCAACAGCCUUUACUUUGAAACCAACCAUAAUGGUACUAAUAAUAGCAACACUAGCAGCAACCACCUCCAUACUUUUCCAAUGAAGAUAGAGCAACAACAAAGCAAUGAUCAUAUCAUCAAUUACCACCACCAUAGCAUCCCUCCUUGGCUUGCUCCUCAACCGCAAGAUCUCACGUCUUCAAACCCUAACCCUAGUAAUGGUGGAGGAGGAGGUUUGUUCUCUCUUGCAGCUUCUCCCGCUAUGUCAGCCACCGCAUUGCUCCAGAAAGCAGCUCAAAUGGGUUCCACAAAGACACCUCCAUUACCACCAACCACAGUCUCCGAGAGGUCAGCUCAUCAUAAUAACCUCACCACAACAAUGGCGGCGAUGAUGACAUCAUCAUCUGGAUUCAUCAGCUCCACCAACAACAACCAAGUUUUGUUUCAAGACUACAAUGCCUCCGAGUUUGACCAUAGCGGUGGAGAAGAAGCCUUCGACGAUACAUUCUGCGGGUUCUUGAGGACAAACGUUGAUACUACAACCACUUCAGGAUCAGACAAGAAUAAAAGCGGUGGCGGAGAAGGAGAAGAGGGUUUGACGAGAGAUUUCUUGGGGUUAAGACCGUUAAUGUCUCAUAAUGAGAUUCUAAGUUUUGCCGGUCUAGGGAAUUGCAUCAGUGGUUCUGCUUCCGAUCAGCUUCAUCCAAAGCCUUGGCAGGGUUAGUUAGAUUCUUUUGCUCAUAUAAUGAAUCUAUUUAAGUUUCUAUAUUAAUAUAAAUGGGUACAUACAUGCGUAUCUAGUUUUUUGUUUAUUUAUAAUCGUUGCUUCUUUUCUUAUUUUGUUCUGCGUCUUUUUUUUUUUUUUGCUAAAAAAUUGUUCUGCGUCUUAUAAAAUUUGUUCUGCGUCUUAUAAAAUUUAUAUGUUGAAUGUUCACCAAAGGAGAAUCAAAACGGUGCAAGUUUAUAUAUAGAUAUUUGAUUAACUUAUA
This is a messenger RNA of Brassica oleracea var. oleracea, 1974 nucleotides long. RefSeq names its product protein indeterminate-domain 11-like. The record is from RefSeq and is a predicted model, not a curated record. Lineage: Eukaryota; Viridiplantae; Streptophyta; Magnoliopsida; Brassicales; Brassicaceae. The transcript has 3 exons. Gene Ontology annotation, cellular component: nucleus. Bases 51 to 1709 code for a protein of 552 amino acids. Gene Ontology annotation, molecular function: DNA-binding transcription factor activity.